GGCAUUCAAGGAAUUUAAGGUUAGGUAACUUCCAAUUGCUUAUUUUGCUUUCGAAUUGUGGGGAAUUUACACAGUUUUCUCUGAAAUUUAGAGUUACGCGUCGUCAAUUUGUAAUCUUACCUUGCAGUAAUUAUGGUAAAUAAUGCGCAUUAAUCUUCCUCUGGACGUUAUUUCCUCUCCACACUUCAUCCGCUUCAUUAUUCAAGCUCACUCCUUCAGCACAACAUAAUUUAGUUUAAGUGUAUUGUGUCUCUUCGAGAACUAUAAUGUUCGUUUCGCGGAAAUUACUAAAGCACAGUCUCUUCUGGUUACCUGCAGGUGGUUUUCUGUAUUCGCUGCACUCUAAUAAUUAUGAUUUAGGCUCUGUUGGUGCCAUUCGGUUUGGGCGAGCUGCUGUAACGGUUUUUGACAUUGGAUUGUGUUACAAGAAACAAGGUUAUGCGAAGAAAUUAGACCCUGAAUCAGACGAGUAUCGGCAGAUUCGAUCAAAAACACACUAUCAAGGAGCUGAGAAAUUGCUGGAGUUAUGUCGAGCAAACAAGGGUGUAUAUAUCAAAGUUGGGCAGCAUAUAGGUGCUUUGGAGUAUCUUCUACCCAAAGAGUAUGUUAACACUCUGAAAGUUCUGCAUAGUCAUGCGCCAAGUUCAUCCCUUGAGGAAAUCAGUGCAGUUCUCAAAGAAGAUCUGAAGAGAGACCCAGCUGAAAUUUUUGAUUCAAUGGAAGAUGAGCCUUUGGGUGCCGCAUCUUUAGCUCAAGUUCAUAAAGCUGUCCUUAAAAAUGGAGAGACUGUAGCCGUGAAAAUACAACAUCCGUAUGUGCGUUCUCAUUCUGUGGUGGAUAUGAAAACAAUGGAGGUCUUAGUUUACAUUGUAUCCUGGGUAUUUCCAGAGUUUAAAUUUCGAUGGCUAGUUGAUGAAAUGAAACGGAAUAUCCCUCAAGAGCUUGAUUUCUCUCACGAGGCUAAGAACACGGAGCAAGCAAGACGAAUCUUCAAGCACUUUCCUUGGCUUAAAAUACCAACGAUAUAUUCUGAUUUAAGCACAUCGCGUGUCCUCACAAUGGAAUUUGUGGAAGGAGGUCAGGUUAAUGAUUUAGACUACAUUCGAAACAACAAGAUCAACCCAUUUGAUGUUUCCGAUAAACUUGGCAGAGUUUAUUCUGAAAUGAUUUUUAACUCAGGAUUUAUUCAUAGUGAUCCGCACCCUGGAAAUAUUUUGGUCCGAAAAGUCAAAAGUGGAACACAGCUUAUUCUUCUUGAUCAUGGGCUGUAUGCUACACUUUCUCCAGAUUUUCGCUACAAUUACUCAAAACUAUGGAUGAGCAUUUUGAACAAGGACAAAGACGGAAUGAGAAAGUACUGUGAUUAUCUUGGAGUGGGAGAUGCUUACGCUCUUCUAGCGUGCAUGGUGUCCGGCAGGACGUGGGACGCUAUUGAGUCUGGGAUCAACAAAGUUGAAUAUACAACAAAUGAGCGAGAUUUAUUUCAAAAAGAGAUUCCUGGUCUUUUGCCUAAAUUGACUGAAAUACUCCAAACUGUAAAUAGAGAAAUGCUUUUAGUCCUGAAAACCAACGAUCUGCUGCGAGGGAUCGAAUUCACACUCCAGACUCAUUCUAGGAAAGCGUCAUUUUUGGUCAUGUCUCAGUGCUGUGUUAAAAGUAUUUAUGAAGACAAAUUACGAGAAGUAAAUGAUCGGUGGGCAAGAUUAAGAAUCCUCAUUGCAGAACGAUGGGCCCUUUUUACUUUGUCUGUAUAUUAUACCUAUUUAAGUCUCAAAACGUUCUCUUUUUCAGAUACUUUUAGAAUACUUUUCUAACUCUUAUUGAAACAUUUUCAGAGUUAGCUGAAAUCUCUUGCUUGCAUGUAAUUUUAUAAAUACUUUUACUUUAAAAAUGACAUUUUAGGAGACCCCUUGGUUCAGAUGCUCUUUUUUAGCACCUCAUUUUUGUUAUGAAAAGCAAAUGAAGAUGUUCAAGUGUUAUAAACACUUAAAAUUUAUCCGGUUUCAUAUUGAUGGCCAAAGUGUGAAACCACGUAUUUCCGUUUUUGACGUUGCACGUAUUCUGUCAUACUUUACCGUUUCCUUGGAAAACUAGUCAACAUGAUUUCUCGAUAACGUCCUUGAUUUUUCUACUCUGUAAGCAGAAAAUUCUGUGAAAAUUUCAAGCUAUAAAGUUGGCUUGUUUCUCCUUGAAGAGUAAAAUAGGAGUGUAUAUUUUAAAACAUCACAAAGGAAAUACGUGGUUUUGCACUUUGCCACCAAUUUAGAAGAGAUGGCUUAUGGUAAGAGCAGUAACAAGAAGCAUUUUGAAUAGUACGAAAAUCAAAAGAAACGAGAAAAACAUCUCGCAACAUUAACUUUAAACAAGAAGUAACAAACUGCAAGUUGAUAAAUGUAGACAAAGGAAAGUGGUCAGAAAGGAAGAAGAAAGGGAAAAAACGUGAACACAUCUUUAUCGAAUGGGGACUUUUCUUUAUAACUUGCAAACAAGUUCUAAUCCUAUAGAAAUAUAUGUAGAGGUAUUCUCAACAUUCUUCCUGAAAAAAAAAAAAAAAAAAAAUAUGACAUUGAGUAUUUUGAAGCUACAAAAAGUUCAAAAUAUUGGGUCCAGCUCCUCCCUUCUCCCACGGAGAGACCAUUUGAAAUCUGCCUCUGUACCUAUCGAAUCUCUACAGAGUGAAGACCCUGUAAAUUUCAUGCUUUAGUGCGGGAGCGCACAAUUCUCAUGCUAAUUGGUCCCUCUGAAAUUCAAUGUACCUCUUCUUUUCAAGAUUUUUGCUUGAUAAUUUUAAAAAAUUAGAGAUGUUCUACCAUUUUAAGUUACCUGCUCUCAAGUUCAAUGACUGCCAACUAGUGUGAUCAAAAGAAUCUUCUCGGUACCUUUCACCCCUUAAGACACAAAAUCUGGAGUUUUAAAAGAAUAGAUAUUACUCAUUAAGUUUUAACAUUGUUCUCAACAUCUCAAUGCAACAUUUUUUUUUUUAAAUUACUGGUGCUGGAACAACAUCUCUAUUUUAGCCAUUUUUUAUUUUGUAUUUAUUAUUUACUGAGCAUGGUUUAUUCUUUUAUCUCCUAAUUUAUUUAUUUUGUAAAUAAUAAUAUUGUUUCUUUGUUAUGUAUAGACUCAUGGUUACAUUGUAAUAGCAGAGAGGUAUUUUUUAGUGUAUUUUUUAAAAAUCAGUUAACUCACUGGGAAAGUUUUGCGUUAAAAUCUUGCCAAUAAAAAAGUUGGGUCCAAUUACAAUUGUCCACAGAAAGAGAGAGGUAAAAAUCGGGCGGAAAACAUUUCAGGUUAGAAAAUUUUGUUGAGAAAUCUGCAGUUGAGUUUUCUGUGGAAAAUGCCGGACAGUAUCCCAUUAAAUAUGAGCAGUGUUAUUCGUUUUUUUGUUUAUAGAGAGAAUAAUGUUUGCUCAUUUGUUUGUCUCCUCUGGUUUGAUUGGCCUAACUCCACUGUGUGUAUGAAAAGUUACGAUCAGAAGAGUUUGCUCACUGUUUGAUCAUCUCCCAUGGAUGAUUGGUAGACCAAGAUUAUAGAAAAUUGAUGAAGUUACAUUUCGAUUUUGUUGAAAGUUAGAUGGUUCAUAAGCGCCACACACAUUUCUUGAGAUUUAUUUCGAAGUAGUAAAGCUGUUGUAGUCUGUCAUUCAACUUGUUAGUCCAACGCAUUCUAAUGUGACAAUGGACCUGUAACACAAUUUUUUUUUAUUGCUUGUAUGGGCAUAUUGUUAAUAAUGAGAACAAUAAUUUAUUUUUGUCAAAUUUACAACACACCAGCCAUUACAUACAGUAUAUCAUAAAUUUUGCAGAAAAUCGUCUGAAUCAAAAUAGAUAUUUUAUGCACUCAGAAGCAUCUCAAAAAUGUUUUCCUCCCCAGUUUUUUCGAUUUUAUUUUCAUUUUUAUUUAUUUAUUUUUAUGAUGUAUUAUGAUGUUAUUGCCAGUAUUAUUUCCUUCUAUCACUAAGUGUGUUGCUGUAAGUUACAUAAAGUCGAGAGUUCUCAUUAAAACUAGUAAAAUCCUAAGUUUGACUUUGUGAGAAAUGUCAGACUUAGUAAGAUUUGCUUUUACGACAAGAGAUUUUAUUUUACAAGUGAGUUCUAAGAAACAUCCUUUAAUCCACACCUUAAUCCUCUCAUGUAAGGUUUCCUCGGACAAUUAAAAAUUAGUGCUCAGCUUGAAAUGAACUAGUAGUCCAGGUGAACAAGAACUGGGAUUAAUCAUUAAAAUUUAUUGUUUAUUGAAGUGGAAGUGUCAAAAUUUUGUAAAUUUAUUUCAUGAAUGAGAAAUUGGUGCCAUCUGUCCCAAUUUUUGUCAAACUUAUCAUAAAAGAAAAGUUUUCUCAAGUCAAGUUCGUCACAAAAACCAAGAUUAUUCAGGGCGACAACUUUUUCUUGACAACCUUAGAAAUAUUAUGUAUUCAAGGAAGGAAAUUAUUUACAGGGAGUAGAACUCUUGUUAUUUGUCGGACGUAUUAAUUUGUUGUCAACAGUCAAUUUUGACAAUGUUUCUGGUUCAAAGUGCUUAAGAUAAUUGAAUUCCAGUUUUAUUUAGCUUAGAAAAGAAAUAUAGCACUAGCCAAUUGCCUCUUAAGGUGGACGUCAUAUUACAAACUUUUGUCCUCAAUUAGAAAAAACUUACUAAAAGACGUCAUUUUGUUUAUAUCCUUUUGUCUUAUCUACAAUGUCCACUGAAUUAGUGAAUCAGGAUGAGACAGGAAAAAUUUUUACUCAGAAUUCUAAGUAUUUCAUAAAAAAGACAGAAAGAAUGCCCCCCCCCCUUAAUAAUAUGUCUCUCAUUUGGGAGUUCAUGAUAGAAUAAAGACUACGGGCAAUUAUAAUUUUAGAAAGGCAAACGGAGAACUUUGCUGUCAGUUUGAAAAUUAUCCGUGCAGAUUGCUCCUUUUUAUGCACGUUCAUAAACUAUUGAUUAAAAUGACCUAGAAUUUUAGUCAUUUUGAUUUUGCAUAACCUGGCAAAAUUGGAGAUCUUAUCUCUCGGAGCUGUAAUUACCUGUUACUCCUUUAAAUGUUCAAUCUUGGUAAGCUUUGAUGACUUUAUCAAUAUUCAGUCAUUCAAGUCAAUUUCUUUGUGAAAGAAUGAUAAGAAAACUUGGACCAACAUUACAAGGACAAAAUGAGUAGAUAUAAUUUUCAUUUCAAAUCUCUUCCCAACCUUUUGUCCAAUACAUGUAAAUAUGUGCUGAGAUUUUCUUAAUAGACCGAAUUUAGUGUAUUUUUUAAGCCAAAGAGUCCAAGAUUUUUAUUUUCCUAUUUUAAAAUUAUCAAAGACUGUCAACGAUCGUAAUGUUCUGUGAGCGGAGCAACAUUCCAAUGAAAUGCUUUUUUUCAUGUAAUGUUAGUCUCCGACUGAAUAUCUCGAUCAGUUAUUUGUUGAAUUAUAGUUUUAAGUUUUAGUUUCAAGACAAAGGAAGUCAAUAAAAAAAUAAUUUUUUGUUUUGUACCAAAUCACUGUUUGUUUAGAUUUAAUAAAUUAUUUUGGUUAUGA
Bemisia tabaci is the source of this 5501-nucleotide messenger RNA. It is a transcript of the gene Adck1, whose product is annotated as aarF domain containing kinase 1. The record is from RefSeq and is a predicted model, not a curated record. Gene Ontology annotation, biological process: lipid homeostasis; protein phosphorylation; mitochondrion organization. NCBI's taxonomy places the organism in Eukaryota, Metazoa, Arthropoda, Insecta, Hemiptera, Aleyrodidae. Gene Ontology annotation, cellular component: mitochondrial inner membrane. Gene Ontology annotation, molecular function: ATP binding; protein kinase activity.